Molecule: messenger RNA, 7986 nt
Organism: Dermochelys coriacea (leatherback sea turtle)
Lineage: Eukaryota; Metazoa; Chordata; Testudines; Dermochelyidae
Gene: ZNF711
Product: zinc finger protein 711
Exons: 18
Coding region: 368-1852 (494 amino acids)
Biological process (GO): regulation of transcription by RNA polymerase II
Cellular component (GO): nucleus
Molecular function (GO): RNA polymerase II cis-regulatory region sequence-specific DNA binding; DNA-binding transcription factor activity, RNA polymerase II-specific; metal ion binding
Source: RefSeq, a predicted model, not a curated record
CCGGCGCCUUCCAGCUCCCCGCUUUGCUCUCGGGGCACGUUUCAGAGCGAAGUAAGGGCAGCGACUUCAGCUGCGGUUCCUGCGCAUGCUCACAGCUCCGGGGCACGCUCCGGCUCCCAGUGACGUGCGGCAACAGCGGCAGGGCUGGUCGCGAAGCCGGUGGGGGGAGGGGGAGAAGGCCGCGCGCGCUCGCGCCCCGUUUCCUAGCCCAGCGCCUGUGAUUGGUGCAGGCCCCGGACCUGGCGGCCCCGAAUGCAAGGCCCCGGCGGCGGCGGAGUCCUGCGGCCCGCCCGACCCUCCGCCGGACCCGACCCCGCGGCGCGGCGCAGGGACCCGCACAGCUAUUUGUGAAAGAGCUUAGCUGACUAUGGAUCCAGGUGGUGGAAGUCUUGGAUUGCAGACACACGAGUCCAAAAUGCCUCACACUAUGAUUAUGCAAGAUUUUGUGGCUGGAAUGGCUGGCACUGCACAUAUAGAUGGUGACCAUAUUGUUGUAUCAGUUCCUGAAGCUGUACUAGUUUCUGAUGUUGUCACGGAUGAUGGGAUAACUCUUGAUCAUGGCUUAGCUGCUGAAGUUGUCCAAGGACCAGAUAUCAUCACUGAAACUGAUGUUGUAACAGAAGGUGUAAUUGUUCCUGAAUCUGUGUUGGAAGCUGAUGUUGCUAUUGAAGAAGAUUUAGAUACCAGUGAUCAUGUUUUGACUUCUGAUCUAAUAACAGAAACUGUUAGAGUUCCUGAUCAGGUUUUUGUGGCUGACCUUGUUACGGGUCCUGAUGGACAUUUGGAACAUGUGGUGCAAGACUCUGUGUCAGGAGCUGACUCACCCACAAUGGUUUCAGAAGAAGUUCUUGUAACUAAUUCAGAUACAGAAACUGUGAUUCAAGCAGCCAGUACUGUUCCUGGUUCUACGGUUACAAUAAAAACUGAAGAUGAUGAUGAUGGAAAGAGCACAUCUGAAGACUACUUAAUGAUAUCUUUGGAUGAUGUUGGAGAAAAAUUAGACCAUAUUGGAAGCACACCUUUAAAAAUCAGCACUGAGGUUUCACACGAUGAUGUUUCUAAAGAUGAUGGGUUUGGUUCAGAAGUUAUAAAAGUGUAUAUAUUUAAAGCUGAAGCUGAGGAUGACGUGGAAAUAGGAGGAACAGAAAUUGUCACAGAGAGUGACUUUCACAAUGGACAUUCUGUAGCUGGAGUAAUUGAGCAGGGAGCUGUGGGCAGAAUGCAGCGAGAGAAGAUGGUUUACAUGGCUGUUAAGGACUCUUCUCAGGAAGAUGAAGAUAUUAGUUGUGCUGAAAUAGCAGAUGAAGUUUAUAUGGAGGUCAUUGUAGGUGAAGAGGAAGCAACAUCACUUCCCGACACACAACUUGAAGACUCUGGUGUGAAUAAAACUUUUGUUCCUGUUGCUUGGGCUGCUGCUUAUGGAGAUGAAAGACGACUGCCCAGAAGGUAUGAAGACUGUCAAGCAGCAGGAAAUAACUUGGAUACACGAUUAGAAAACAAAAAUGGUAAUGCAGCACAGUACCUGCAAAUCUGUGAUAGCAUUAACACAAAUAGAGCGCUUAAACAAAAAGCCAAGAAGAGGAGGAGGGGAGAAACCAGGCAGUGGCAAACAGCUGUUAUAAUAGGUCCUGAUGGACAGCCCUUAACUGUUUACCCUUGUCACAUAUGUGGGAAAAAAUUUAAAUCCAGAGGAUUCCUGAAAAGGCAUAUGAAGAACCACCCAGAUCAUAUGAUUAAGAAGAAAUACCAGUGUACGGAUUGUGACUUUACAACUAACAAAAAACUUUGUAUGAGUUUAAUCAUCUGGACUGCGGUUUCCCUUGUACCGGGAUUGAAGAUCUACACCCACUAGACUGAAGAUCAGAGCAAUCUUGCCACUGUCCUGGUCUGACCUUCUCUUCUACCAGCAGAUAUCAGCGCUAUCUCAUCUAAAAGAUGGACCACUCAGGGAGAAUUCAAAGGAAGGAACAGAGCUUAUUUCCUGGGAUUCUGAGGUGCUUCCUCUCUGCAUGAAGUAUUCAACAGAGGAGUGUUGCAAAAGUCUUGAUGUACUAUGGAGCCUCCAAAAUCAUUUUUACUGCAUGCAGACUAAAUCUAAGUGGGGUUUUUGGUCCUCUCCUUAGUAAUGCAGCAAGGAAUGGAAAAAUACCCCUUUACUCAAUGUGGUCUGGAAGGACUGAACUUCCUAAAUGGUUCUGAAUCUCCUGUUCUAAGGCAUGCUUGCAGUAUUCCAGUUCUUUUAACCGACAGUCCUUCUCUCCCUCAGCAUAUCGGAGAGAGAUGAUCUGUUCCUCCAGUGAACGACAUUUUGCAGCACUGUCUCUGAAUCCUUGCUAUGAAAGCAGCAAACAAAAAAUUCUUAGAUAUGGAGAUAGCGAGAUUUGCUGCUUUGUCAACUCUGACAGUCCUUUGGGAAUCAAACCUUCAAUAUCUUCUACCUAAUAAUGAAGACAGAAAAACAAAACCAAUUUGUUGGCUUUGACAUCUGGAAUAAGGAAUUCUUCCUGUAUCACAAUGUGAUUUCUUCAUUAAAUUACUCUACUGCUUGGAAAACACAAGAAAAAAGACAGAAAACUGAGAAAUGGAAUGCACACAGAUCAAGUUAUAUCCAGAAAAACUUCCAAAAUGUUCUGAUUUCACUCAUUACAAUUGGCAUGCUCCUACGUAACCCUAUAUAUGAAAGCACAGCAUACUGAAACAGAAGUGGGAGGAUCUGGAGGAGUAGGAGUGAAGGCACCCAGUGGCUAGGGACAGCUUUCUGUUAACUAAAGCUCAAAAAUCACACAAAGAACAUCUGAGAAUUUAACACUUAUGCUGCAUCAAUGAAUUGAUUACGUUGAAUCAAGAUGUACAAUAUUGCAUUAGCAAAAAGAAAAGGAGUACUUGUGGCACCUUAGAGACUAACAAAUUUAUUAGAGCAUAAGCUUUCGUGAUGAAGUGAGCGGUAGCUCCACGAAAGCUUAUGCUCUAAUAAAUUUGUUAGUCUCUAAGAUGCCACAAGUAGUCCUUUUCUUUUUGCGAAUACAGACUAACAUGGCUGCUACUCUGAAUAUUGCAUUAGAACUCCCCGAGUCCUGCCAGCGACGAUACAGAAGCAGGAAGCCUGGCAAACAGGCAGUGGGGCAAACUGGACAAUGAAGGUGCUAAAGGAGCACUCAAGGAAGACAAGGCCAUUCUGGAGAAGCUAAAUGAAUUCUUCACAUCUGUCUUCACUGCAAGGACUGAAAGGGAGAUUUCACACCAGCGUCAUUCUUUUUGGUAACAAAUCUGAGGAACUGUCCUAGAUGGGGAUGUUAAUAGGAGGUGGUUUUGAAACAAACUGAUUAAACCAGUAAUAAGUCACUAGGACCAGAUGAUAUUCAUCAAAGAGUUAUGAAGGAACUCAAAUAUGAAGUCACAGAACUGUGGUAUGUAACCUUACCACUUAAUCAGCCCCUGUACCAGAUGCCUGGAGGAUAGUUAAUGUAAUGCUGAUUUUUUAAAAAAAAGUUUAAAGUGGCAAUCCACUCCAGUGGCCAAUCUUAGCAACUACAGGUUGGUAUGCCUAACUUCAAUACCAGCAAAUUGCUGAAACUAUAGUAAGAACAGAAUAGUCAGACACAUAGAUGAACAUGAUAUGUGAGGGAAGAGUCAACACAGCUUUUGUAAAGGGAAAUCAUACUGGCCAAUCUAUUAGAAUUCUUUGAGGGGGCCAACAAAGGUGGACAAGGAUGAUCCAAUGGAUAUAUAGUGUACUUGGAUUUUCAGAAGCCUUUGACAAGGUUCCAUUAAAGCCUCUUAAGCAAGGUAAGCAAUCAUGGGAUAGGAGGGAAGGUCCUCUCCUGGAUCAGUAACUGAUUAAAAGAUAGGGGAAAAAAAAAAAAAGAGGAUAAGACUAAAUGAUCAGUUUUCAGAGUGGAGAGAGGUAAACAGUGGGAGCCCCCAAGGAUCUGUACUGGGACCAAUGCUGUUCAACAUAUUCACAAAUGAUCUGGAAAAGGGGGUAAACAGUGAGGUGGCAAAGUUACUUGAUACAGUUAAGUCCGAAGCAGACUGCAAAGAGUUACAAAGGGAUCUCACAAAAUUUGGUGACUGGGCAACAAAAAUGGCAGAUGAAAGUUCAGCGCUGAUAAAUGCAAAGUAAUGCACACUGGAAAAUAUAAUCCCAAUUAUACAUACAAAAUAAGGGUGUCUAAAUUAGCUGUUACCAUUCAAGAAAAAUCUUGCAGUUUCUUUAGAUAGUGCUCUGAAACAUCGGUUCAAUGUGCAACGCAUCUAAAAAAGGUGGAGUUUGGUGAAGACCGAAAGCCAGUAUUUGCACUGAGUUAUACUAGCCUUUGGCCUUUACUGAUUUUUCUCUGAUUACUAUUAUAUGUUGCUAUGUUUUCUUUGUAACCCUUGCUCACUUGCAGUUCGCAUGGUUAGUUUCUGUAAGGGCCAAAUCCUGGUCAUUUUAAAAUCAACUAGUACUUUGCCACUAAUUUUAGUGUGAUAAGGGUUUGGGCAUAAAUGAAUAAAAUGUAAUGUACUUUGCCUGUUGGAUGUUUGCAUUUGUUAAUUGAGUUGCAGCUUGUUGCCUUUGCCAAUAGAGGCAUCAGUUUUCUUGUCUGCUCUCUGGCAGAACUGGUAAACAAAGUGAGGAGUAGGUAGAUACUCUCUUACCAUAUGUGCCAUCUUUUGCAAAUGAGUAACCAUGAGAACACAAAUUAUUCAGAAAUUUCUGUGAAACAAAAUUCUCUUUUUGGUUUGCCACCUCAGUUUUAGAAGAUAAUAAAAGUUCACUUAGCAGCUCCACACCACUCUACAUCACCCAUGUGCUACACAAACAUUAACUGACAUUUAAUUACUGGAGAAAAGUACAUUUUAAUACUUUUAAUCAUUCUGAUAGCGUGUCGAGGAAUAUUAUAAUGCGUAUGGGGACGACAAAAUGUCUAGUCCACGAUUCAUGCCUAGACAUAGCUGCAUUUCUUUGUCUAAUUGUUACAGCCAAAGUUUUGAACAAUAAGUAAAACUGUAUGGUGAAGCGAGACAGCCACUGCAUUUGCUUAGUGGGUUAGGAUGAAGAAGUACAACUUCAGCUUUAUUGUGUGUAUAAGUGUAUUUUGCUCUAAGCAAAAUCCAGAACUAAAUUCACUUUAUAUAUACAUACAUACACACACACACACACACACACACCACACACACACCACAAAUAGUAAAUAAUUCCACCCUACUCUAAAAAAUGCUCUGUUAAAAAUAGUGGUGUUCAUUUUGAUUUUUUACCAAAUUUAGAAGAUCUGUUGUCUAAUCUUCAGGCUUACCUAUUUGAAAAAAGGCCUCUCUUUUGUUUUAUGAAGAAAAAGGUAUGAUGGGGAAAAUGAGAGAGAGCAUGAACAUAGGACCACAGACAGAACCUUAGAACUUGCAGCAAUAGAAAAAUAUUAAGAAACUGUUCAGCCAUAGCACUAGGUCUUAUUCUUGUUUAAGAAUUAUAGUGAUAUUAGGCAAAGUAUCUGAAAGCACAAAGAGUCCAGUCUUGUAACAUGAAUGGAAGUUCAGGGCCCAAUCCAAUAGCUCUUACUGAACUAAGUACAGACAAUGUCCUCAGCAGAAUUACUAAUAUGAAUAAGAUUUCAUAAUCAAGUCCAUAACUGCUCAGUGAGAUGCUUUUUUUUUUUUUUUUUUUUAAAAACGUAUCACACUAUUAUGUUACAUACUUUUACAAGCCAUGAGCCAAAUCCUGAUGGUCUUAACUCAUGCCAGUAGUUCCACUAACUUCAAUGGAAAUUAGAAGUGUAGAAUUAUACACAUUUCCUGUUGUAUCAAUGUAUACAUGAUAUUCUUAUUUAAAACAGAAACAUGGAAAUAUAUCCGAGGAGCUAACAUUCAAGUCUAAACAACAGCUCAGUUUGUGAUUUGAUCCUGGUUUGUGUCAAAGAUACAAGACAAUAUUCUAAAAUAUAACCAAAAAAGAAAUAAUUUAGUCCUAAAACUUUAAAGAAAACUAAUAUUUAAAUUUAUAUUAAACACUAUUAUCAUCAGACCUAAAUGCAACACUCUUAUCUAUGAAUGAAUGAUUCAUCUCUUCAGAGUAUUUUGUUUACUUUAUCUUGAGAACUAUUUAGAAUUAUUUUUCCCAGGUAGUAUAUGAAACAGAUGUCUCAAAAGUUGUUUCAUCCUUUCUCUUGGUCUGGGGUAUUCUAAAUAUAGUAUAUAAUACUAACUCAAGAGUAAACAGAAUCUGAUCUCUGUUAAAACCGUUGGCAUUUUAAAGAGGUACGAGAAUACGUUUUUAAAAUUACUAUACAAAUAUGCCAACUAAGUCAUAGAAUAUAAUAGCGUACACUCCUCCACAUUUAAUUUUAAAUGACCAGAAACUUCUUUAGUACUUUCUGGAAGGGUGAAAAACAAAUACUCUCAAAAAUGAGUACUAUACCUAAUUUAAAAAAAAAAAAAAAAAACCCACAUGAAAAGAAAGAAGUAUUCCAGCUAUAAAGAGCACUCCCACUUCUGUAAUGUUUUAUAUUUUGUACCUUCAAAUGUUUUUAGAUGCUAUAUUUGAGUUAUUUCUCAAAAAAGAAAUGUGAUACACAAUGCUAAAUAAUGUAGAGGAAGAUGUAGAAUUUAUUAACUCCUUAAUUAUGUUGGAAGAGCAUGUUUAAACAUAGUGAGUUUAGUAAGUGGUAAUUUUUGCUACUAAAUAAAACAGUUCAGUAUAUUUCCACAUUAAUUUAACUGUUUAUUGGUAAGUGCAGACAGACAGUAAUCCUGAUAGGGAACUAUAAAUAUGCCUCCUUCAUGGAGAACUUCCGACUCUUUCAGAAGUUGAGGAUGAAUUAAUUUCUUGUUUAACAGAAGAAUCAUCAGUUAAUAAAUGAAAGAUCUGAUUUACAAACUAGAAAGAUAAGUAGCAGUACACAGUACUAAAUAAAAAGACACGUGUUUGGGAGUAAUGUGAUUUAAGGUGUGAAAUAUAUAUAAAUGAACAAAAUAACUUUCUUAGAAUCCAUGUUCAAAAAUUAAAUGGUUGAAAGACUAGAAAUUUAGAGUUAAGGUUCCACAGCUAUUUAACUCUGCCCAUCUUAUGCUUCAUGGAACAGACGCAUAAUGUAGAGUUUUGUGAAGGAGGAAAGGGAGGGCACCUGACAUAUGUUGAGAGGCUUUUCCAAAUGGUAUGGGAAAAGGUAUGAAGUUGGCAGUGCAAGGGAACAAAGAACAGUCCCAAGGGAAGCUAAGUGAAUGUUAGGAACCACUAGGAAAGGGAUAGAUAAUAAAACAGAAAAUAUCAUACCACCAAUUUAUAAACUGGUCACGCACACCUUGAAUACUGCAUGUAUUUCUAGUCCUUCAUCUCAAAAAGAUAUAUUAGAACUGGAAAAGUUAGAGAAGGGCAACAAACAUGAUUGGGGAAUGAAACAGCUUCCAUAUGACGAGAGACUAAAAAAGACUAGGGCUGUUCAAUCUUAGAAUAGAGAUGUCAAAAGGAGGAUAUGAUAGAGGCUUAUGAACUCAUGAAUGGUAUGGAGAAAGUGCAUAGGGAAGUGUUAUUUACCCCUUCACAUAACACAAAAACUAAAGGUCACCCAAUGAAAUUAGCAGGCAGCAUGUUUAAAAACAAACAUAAGGGAAGUUUUUCACACAAUGUAUAGUCAACUUGUGGAAUCGAUGCCAGGUGAUGUUGGACAAAGGCCAAACGUAUAACUGGGUUAAAAAAAAAAAAAAAAAAAAAAAAAAAAAAAAAAAAAGAUACAUUCACGGAGCAUAGAUCCAUCAAUAGCAAAUAGCCAAGAUGAUCAGGGAUGCAACCUCAUGCUUCCGGUGUCCCUAAACCUCCAACUGCUAGCAGCUGGGACUGGAUGACAGGGGAUGGAUCGCACAAGAUGGCCCUGUUCUGUUCAUUCCUUCUGAAGCAUCUGACACUGACCACUGUUAGAGACAGAUACUGGGGUAGAUAGACCAUCGGUAUGACCCAGCAUAGCUAUUCUGAACAGCAUGUGGAAGAUAAUGUAUAUAUUGACCAUAGUUAAA